Messenger RNA from Pezoporus occidentalis (night parrot), 1552 nucleotides. It is a transcript of the gene NODAL, whose product is annotated as nodal growth differentiation factor. Gene Ontology annotation, cellular component: extracellular region. The record is from RefSeq and is a predicted model, not a curated record. The transcript has 3 exons. Bases 78 to 1184 code for a protein of 368 amino acids. Lineage: Eukaryota; Metazoa; Chordata; Aves; Psittaciformes; Psittacidae. Gene Ontology annotation, molecular function: growth factor activity; cytokine activity.
GGAGAGGAGGGGAGGGGGCCGGGGCGGCGCUCGGGGCCGCGGUACAAAUAGAGCGGCUGCGGGUGGCCCCUGCAGCCAUGCGGGUCCCGCUGCGCUCCGCACCCGCGCUGGUGCUCUGCGUCCUCGCCCUGCUCCGCCUCGGCUGCGCCCAAACCCGCGCAGCGCUCGGGGCACCCACCCGCGCACCCGCCCGCGCCCCGCCGCGCUGCCCCGCGCUGAUGCUGCAGCUCCUCCGCUCACCUCCCGCCCCGCUCCGCGCCGCAGCCGCCGCUGCUCUCAGCCUCUCCCCGCACGGCUCGGUGCAGAGCGGCUCCCGCUGGGCGCUCUCCUUCGAUAUGUCCUCGCUGUCCAGCAGCCAGGAGGUGAAUCUGGCCGAGCUCCGCAUCCUCCUGCCCCGGCUCUCCCCAGCCCACAACGUGUCCCUGGACAUCUACCACAGCCAACGGUGCCGGGGGGCCGGUUCCUGCCCACACCAGCUCCUCCUGGGCUCCGUGUCUGGCAGCCCCUCUUCCAUCCAGGCCCCUUGGAAAGUGUUUGAGGUCACCACGCUGCUCCGCUCCUGGCUGCACCAAGACGCAGCCCCUGGGUACCACACGGGAACGGAGCAGUGGGAUGCGGGUGCUCCAGACGCCUGGAGCGAUGCCGGCCACGGGGAUGUGAUGGACAGAGCCCUGCUGCUCGUGUUCUCCAAGGAUAAAUCACCGGGAGACCACAGCCUCAUCAGGACAGCGGAGACCUCCAAGCACGUCAUGCGGGAGAGCAGCAACCAGGGCAGCGUCCCAGGGAUGCGCCGGCAUCGCCGCACCAAGAAGGAGAAGCAAAGGAUCAAAGGGAGCGAUGCUGGUGCUGCCGUCGCGGCUGAGGAGGGCAGGCCCCUGUGCAGGAGGGUGGAUAUGAUGGUGGACUUCGAGCAGACGGGCUGGGGGAGCUGGAUUGUGUACCCCAAGAAGUACAACGCGUACCGGUGCGAAGGGCAGUGCCCAUCGCCCGUGGAUGAGACCUUCAAGCCCACCAACCACGCGUACAUACAGAGUUUGCUGCAGCUCUACAAGCCCAACCAUGUGCCCUGCCCCGUGUGCUCCCCGGUCAGGAUGAGUCCCCUCUCCAUGCUCUACUAUGAGAAGGGGGAAAUCGUCGUCCGCCACCACGAGGACAUGAUCAUCGAGGAGUGUGGCUGCAACUGAGGCUCAUCCCCUCUGCAAGGGGCACGGCUCUGCCCUGGAAGCAUCCCCAAGGACCCAACACACGGAGCGGGGUGCCUAUGGAGCGGGUUGGGGAAGCUCUGGCUGUGCCAGAGGAGGAGCGGGGUGUGCGGAUGGCCACGUGCAUGGAUGGAGCCAGGCUCCGCAUGGGAAGGGCCGUCAGACACCUCCCUGCAGCACCAGGGUGCUGGGUGCCCGGUGCUGGGUUAUCCAUGUGCCAGGGCUGGUGCUGCUCCGCAGGCGCAGGGAUGGACCCGUGGAGCAAGGCUCCUUCUGACACAACAGGAAUCGCAGUGGUGGGACACUGCAUACACCAUCAUACACCAUCAUACACCCAUCAUACACUGCAU